Messenger RNA from Rhipicephalus sanguineus (brown dog tick), 4794 nucleotides. Its product is annotated as E3 ubiquitin-protein ligase SHPRH. Gene Ontology annotation, molecular function: ATP binding; ATP-dependent chromatin remodeler activity; ubiquitin protein ligase activity. The record is from RefSeq and is a predicted model, not a curated record. Gene Ontology annotation, cellular component: nucleus. The transcript is spliced from 23 exons. Bases 70 to 4149 code for a protein of 1359 amino acids. NCBI's taxonomy places the organism in Eukaryota, Metazoa, Arthropoda, Arachnida, Ixodida, Ixodidae. Gene Ontology annotation, biological process: DNA damage response; protein polyubiquitination.
AGUCCUAAGCCAAGCUCUGCCGCGCGAAGUCUGGUACCUUGUCUGAUCCGGCCUGCGGAAACAACCACGAUGUCUUCGCGAAGAAAAGCCGCGGCGCCACGACGGCUGAGCGCACAGAACUUGAGCGUGCCCUGUUUUGGAAGAGAUUGCAUGAGCGACGACUCGGCCGGAGAUGCGUGCCUGCCAGGACCGGCGAAAAAACGAAAACGGAAGAGCCGGCUCGUGGACGAUCAGCUAGAGAGCCUCCUCGAAGGCUUUGAUUAUGCACUGCAAGUCAAGUGUCGUGCAGAUCGCAGCUUGUUUUGUCUUGGGCAAUUGCACCUAGCUGCACACACCACUAGCGCUCUGGAAGAUGCGCGGAGAAGCAGCGACACAGCUUUUAUUGGGUGCAAAACUGGCCAGACUGAUUGCUGUGUGGCUUACAGCUGCAAUGACCAGUGGCACUGUUUGGAUGCAACCUUGUGUGUGGACGAGGAUGUGCGGCUCGCCCUGUCCGACACCAAGUCAGCCUUGCUCGCAGUGGCAGAGGUGUUGGAGUCGUGUGUGGUGUUGCAAGUGCUGCUUUCACCAGCCCAUGUGCAUUGCCUGAGCCAUGCCAGUGACUCGCCACGCAACUCUGUGAACCGACAAGUGCAGACCCUCAUUCAUCAUUUCUUUGGCAUCAGUCACGUUUCAGGGCACACGGAAAAGUUUCAGAGGCAGGACCUUGAUUUGCUCUAUGCCAGGAUUGCGGCUGCUCAGUCGUUGCAGCCAGAUGUAGAUGUGGACGCUGUUCAACAUGCGUCAUUGCGGCCAACACUGCGGCCAUACCAAAAGCAAGUGGUCAGUUGGAUGCUGAAGCGAGAACAGCCCAUCGCCCGUACCUCGACGGAAAAUUUCCUGUACAUGCCACUGGUUGACUGCUAUGGGAAACUACUUUACUACAACAAAUACGCAGGCUUCUUUGUCGAAAAGAAGAUGGACUUUGCGGCCACAUCUAGACCUGGUGGCAUCUUGGCCGAUGAAAUGGGACUUGGCAAGACAGUGGAGAUGCUGGCAUGCAUCCUGCUGCACCCAAUGCCCACCUGUGAUGAAGCCACGAGCGACCAGUGUGGUGAUUUGCCCCCGACCCGGGUGGAGUGCCCCGAGUGCCAUGCCUACCACCACGUGGCAUGUCCUCCUGGUGAGAAAAGCCUCUGCCCACACUGCUGGGUGGACCCUGCUAAGGAGAAGAUAGGAGUGAAGACCACCCUGAUAGUGUCACCAUCAAGCAUUAGCUUCCAGUGGCUGGAAGAGAUUGAACGACACCAGAAGGAUGAUGCGCUGCGUGUGAUGGAAUAUCGGGGUGUACAGAACCACGGCUUUGUCUCGCCACUGACAUUUGCCAAGUAUGACAUUGUGCUGACCACUUAUGAGGUGCUCAAGAAGGAGCUCAACUUCACCGACUUGCCACACAUCAACAGUGCUGAGAGCCGGUCCUUUCGGAAGCCACGCAGGUUCCGGCCUGUGCCCUGCCCCUUGACGGCAUUGCUCUGGUGGCGCGUGUGUCUAGACGAGGCCCAGAUGGUCGAAGGCACGGCCACCAAGGCAGCUCAGAUGGCCCUCAAGCUGUCGGCAGUCCAUCGCUGGUGUGUCACUGGAACACCCGUCCAGAAAAGCCUGCACGACUUGUAUGGCCUGCUGUUGUUUCUUGGUGAGGAACCCUACGAUGUGAGAUUAUGGUGGAAUGAAUGCCUUUUGAUGCCAUACUGCCAUGGGGACCCUGAGCCACUUGUCACUGCACUCUCAAGGUGCUUCAGGAGGACCCUCAAGGAGAACGUCCUCGAGCAGAUUGGCAUUCCACCACAGGACAGCAUUUUUCACACUCUCAACUUCUCUCCCGUCGAAGAAGUUUUCUACGAGCGGCAAGCUGACCAGUGUGCAGCAGCAUUCAGGGAACAAGUUUGCAAAUUUCCCAACCACAGCAUCAGGAUUGAACAACUGGACAGGCAUUCUGUUGGACUGCUGCUGCAGCCACUGGUUCGCUUGCGACAGGCCUGCUGCCAUCCACGUGCUGUGCGGGGGGCCUUCCUGCCCAUGAGGACCGACUCGUUAACUAUGGAGGAACUGUUGACAUCGCUGAUCAAAAAAACAACAGUGGAAUGUGAAGAAGCACAUCGACGAAUGGUGUCUUCUAUGAAUGGCAUCGCCGGUAUCCACAUCAUCCGGGGCGAGAGGAGGGCGGCUGCGGACGUGUACCGAGAAGUGCUCUGGUCGGUCAAGGACCACAGCAGGAACAUCAAGACCGACCGGCUGCAGCAGCUGCAUGCCCUGCACAACCUGGCCCAGCUGCUGGAUGAUGUCAGAUGCAGUGGUGCCACUCCUACAAGCAGUUUCCUCGAUCCUGCUCGUCAGGUGUGGACAGACUCCACAGCGUCCCAGAGAGUUUCCUACAUUCCACAGGCCCCCAACGAUGACAAACUGCACGAGGAGGCAGCCAAGUUGCGAGAGUCCUACUUGGAAGGCUACCUGAGCACUGUUGGCUCAGCCAAGAAGCAGCUCGUGCAGACGACCCACGCAGUUCAAGAAACCAUCCACAAGUUUUCGCUCCCCAAAAGCCGGCCGUGGUGGAACACCCUUUUGAGGGCAAGCAUCGAAAGCGGUAAAGACGAAUGGCUCCUUAGGAAGGUUAAGGACGACCUGGAAUCGAAAAAGUCCCAUCUCAAGUCUUCAAGGAUCGGUGACCAGUUCAGCACAGCUCAUGGAUUGCAGUAUGUGAUGGACACACAGCUGCGGCAACUGGAGGCAGCCAGGGAGGAGCUGAUGGGUGCAGUCCAGGCUCUCUCAGCCAACCCAUCAUCGCCCAACGAGGUCUCCGCAGCUGUCGAAUGCCAUCUCAGACCAAGCAAGAAGAAAAGAGACAAGUGCCAGUACUGCAUUGUGCAUGAGCUGUUCAACUUGUACGAGGGCCGCCUGUUCUGCUUCUCUGAGGACACCGUACAUGAAGAGGCUCAGGACAAAGAGGAUGCCUUGUUUGGCACGCUCCGACGGGGCAACUGGGGCGACAGCAACGUGGAAAAGAUCAUCAAAAGUUUGAACAAGAGUUCGUCUCUGGCAGGGGACAGUGUCCUGUGCAGUGAUGGUCAAGUGCACGUCCAGCUCUUUGCUGCUUUGAAGAAAGAAUUUCGGGCAAUGCGAGCAGUGUACAUGAGCGUCAGGGACUAUGUGGGAGCCCUUGACGAGCUGGAGAUGGCCACUGUCCGGCUGGAAAUGCCUACUGAGGAAGUGGAGGAGGAGCCUGUGCCCCUCAAUGUGCUCAGGCCGUGGCAGGUGCCAGAACAGUGGUCAAAGCUUCUCUGUGAAAAGGACUUGUACCAGAAUGAUCUCAAGAAAAAGCUGGGCCAGCUUUUCUACCUGAAAAACCUUGAAAAGGCUGGCAGCCACAGGGGUGAGUUCAGUCCCGAGCCGUGCCCCAUCUGCCAGAAUCCACUGGGCCGUCGUUGGAGUGUGAUGCAGUGUGGCCACAACUUCUGCCUGGACUGCAUCAAGAUCGUGGGCAGCUCUCCGUCGUGCAUGCGCAGUGGCAGCCUGCUGUGUGCCGUCUGCAGAAGCAGCUGUGCUCAUGGGGACGUCUUCUACGUCGACACUGCUCCACCACCCACCUCCCACUCCAGAUUCUCGGUCAAGGGCAGCCACACUACGAAGAUUGGUGGCAUCAUAGAGACAAUUCUGGAAAUCAGGGCCGAUGAUCCCAGUGCCAAAGCCCUUGUGUUCUCCAGCUGGUCUAUAGUAGUUGACGUCUUGAAGAAAGCACUGGAAGCAAAUCAGGUGUCCUACAUCACUCUUAAGCCAGGACCAAACUUCAAGAAUAAUUUAGCCCUGUUCAGGCACGACCCUUCAGUCAUGGUCCUGGUGCUUCCACUUUCGUUGGGAGCUAAGGGCCUCAACCUGACUGAAGCCACACAUGUGCUCCUCGUCGAACCCAUUCUCAAUCUCGGGGAUGAGCUGCAAGCCAUAGGGAGGGUUCAUCGUAUUGGGCAAACACGGAAGACUUACAUUCAUCACUUUAUGGUGAAGAAUACCAUAGAGGAACGCAUUGCCGACUUCUUCAGGUCACCACAGGCAUCUCGGAGCUGCCUAGAGGACCAUGCAAAGAUGACUAUCAAUGACCUCAAGAACCUAUUCAAGUGAACUCCACAUACGCUAUUUUGAUUACACAGUGAUACACCGCUGGUGAUGUCUGCAUUUGAAUUUAUUGGUUACAUGUAUCUGGAGUCUCUGAAAUUGCAACCAAGAACAUGUCUGCUGGAAAAAAAAAACUGGACACACUGAAAAAACAAGGACUUUUUGCCUUUGCCAACUUGUACACUAUCAAUCUCCCCACCUGUGCAAGUCAUUAAAAGAUAGUACUAAUUUUUUUAUCCUUACUUUACUACUGCUAGGAAUCCAUGAGAGAUCGAACAUGCAUAUCCACUUCAUAUUUCCGUUUUGUCUCUUUUUUUAUGUUAUGUAGGCAUAAUAAAAGUCCACAAAGCCGAAAAUUUUUAUUUUAGGAAAAUACUCCAGGCACAGCAGUAAAAUAUCUGAAGGUGGCGACACGGGGCCCCGUUAUUGCUUACCGCAAUAUUUUCUGAUUUCAUGUCUGAAUUUAAAGGAGUCCUGACACAAAAAUUUUCGCCCCGCGUUUUUUUGCUGCAGUGUGUUGCUGGGGGCCUGUUAAUCAUAACACGGCACAUCGUUCGCUGCAGCGCGCGACAGAUAAUUAAUUACAAGCUCCUCAUUACCGACACAGACUUAGUUUCGGUUUGACAGAGCUCCAAAAACGGCAAGCCGCCG